Medioppia subpectinata is the source of this 657-nucleotide messenger RNA. The record is from the annotation of a GenBank genome assembly. Lineage: Eukaryota; Metazoa; Arthropoda; Arachnida; Sarcoptiformes; Oppiidae.
AUGCAGAAGCAGAUCCACGAGACUGAAGAUGUGAUCGCUUUGAGUGACGAUGAAGAGGAAGAUUGUGUGAUAAUUAAUGAUUCAUUUACUGCUAAACUAAACAAAUUGACCGAAAGUGGACAAAAAUCUCUUCCGAAACGGUCUUAUUCUCCAGAAUAUACCUCACAAUCAUAUAUACCAUUCUUAGAGCCGAGCACUUCAUCUGGCAUUAGAGGCGCUUCACGACAAACUCAUAAAACCGCAAACUCUUCGCACAAUAUUGACGGCUAUUCAUCCCCUUCUUCGUCGAAUAGAAAUCUCUAUAACCCGUCGGUUGAGUCAACCUCUAUCUCCUUGAGCUCUAAUCGGUUUAACAGUACAUUUGAGCCAAAAAUUGAUGAAGAGAUACCGUUCAUAUAUAACGAUCCAAAGCCCUCAACAUCUAGUGAUACAUUAGUUGACAGUUCGGACGUUAAUGACAUCGAUUUGAUCUCCGAAUGUGUGAAACUGGAGCGCAAUGUUGUGAAGAAUGUGUUGAAUCUAAUUGAAGACCAGUGCACCGUUCCCUUCAUUGUUAGGUACAGACAGUCGGCCAUCAGUGGCAUCGAUGCCGACAAAGUUCGACGAAUUAAUACCAUUUAUAAUGACGUGAAAAAAGCCAAAGAAAGAGCCAAAGAG